Chanos chanos (milkfish) is the source of this 737-nucleotide messenger RNA. It is a transcript of the gene uqcc4, whose product is annotated as ubiquinol-cytochrome c reductase complex assembly factor 4. The coding region runs from base 29 to 478 and encodes 149 amino acids. The record is from RefSeq and is a predicted model, not a curated record. The transcript is spliced from 2 exons. NCBI's taxonomy places the organism in Eukaryota, Metazoa, Chordata, Actinopteri, Gonorynchiformes, Chanidae.
UGGCAGAGGGAGGUAAAAAGACACUAAGAUGUCAAAAGUAGGACGACGUGUCUUUGACAACUUGACACGUUAUUCUCUGUGUCGCUGCAUUUUUCUGAAUGGAGGACUGGUGAAUUUAAGGGGACUGAACUCUCUACGGCCGCUUUCGGUCACAUCGCAGCUCUCCGCACAGUCCGGCAAAACGAAAGGAGAAGAUGAGGAGGAUAAUGAAGAAAUGUCCAAACCCAUUAAAUUUUCCACCAGCCAGGCCAGUCACCGGACGUGGAACGUGGACCGUUCCCUGGGGAGCAAGUUUCAGCGGCCGUGGUGGAAGGUUUUGCCUAUAAGCUUGUUCGGAGUCGCUUUUGUCCUGUGGUGCAUGUUCCGAGAGGAGUCUGAAAUCGACACUACUCUGAAGCGCGAACUUUACGAACACUUACCAGGCCUACUUUCCGACGAAGACCAGGAGAAACUGAAGGACAAAAAAUCCCCGACUUAGAUGGAGUUAGGAUUUUUGAAUGUUUAUUUAUUACUUCUAGAAAACACACCAACAGGAAAGUUAAGUGAACUCAAAAAAACAAGGUGUGAAGAGUAAAGACGGAUUUAUAAUUGUAUCAUCCGUCCGUUUUUGUUUCCAGAUUUCAGAGAGAUGCGUUCCCAUUGCCCCUGGGAACAGGGUCAACUGCGUCUUCACUCAAAACGAACUCUUGUUUAUUGUACUGAUUCUGUAGGAACUGAGCAGUAAAAAUGUGGGGGGU